UUUCAUCACUCCCUCCCCUCCCCUCCUCCUUCUCCCCCCUCUUCUCUUCGUACAAACGAAAUGCUUCAUAGCUCGAGCCUUAAAGUUAAAAAAGAGGGAUUGGUCGUAAGGCGAAAUCCAUCGGACUAUGUCGGGUUGCAGCUCUUGAUAGCUACUCCCAAAGAGAAGCCCGAAAACGUAGUGAUCAAACCCUCCGUGAAAUCGAACCGAUCGGUUCGAACUUUCUCGGAGUUUUGUUACCUCAAGAGAUGCCAUCUAUGCAAGAGCAUGCUCCGACAAGACAUGGACGUAUACAUGUACAGGGGAGAUGUUGGGUUCUGCAGCGUUGAAUGUCGGAGCUGGCAGAUUUUGAUGGAUGAAAGAGAUGAAUUCGAGGUUUCUACUAAUAGAAUGUCGGCUUCUUGCCGGAACUGCAACAACUCCGGCGCCGGGAAAACCGAUACUCAGAUUCUUUUGGAAGAUCUUCGGCGACAUCGCCGCAACGUUCCAAAGUUAUAUAUAUAGUCCCUUUGAACCAGUCCUCUUGACUAAGCCUAAUCAAUUUUAUAAUUAUAUAUAUAUAUAUAUAAUCGUGUAUUUUUUUGUAGCUUUGAUCAUAUAUAUAUUUUUCUCUAUUUUCACUCGGACGAUGUCAUGUAUAAUCUGUAGUAGUACAUUUAA
Molecule: messenger RNA, 660 nt
Organism: Tarenaya hassleriana
Lineage: Eukaryota; Viridiplantae; Streptophyta; Magnoliopsida; Brassicales; Cleomaceae
Exons: 2
Coding region: 61-504 (147 amino acids)
Source: RefSeq, a predicted model, not a curated record